Hemiscyllium ocellatum (epaulette shark) is the source of this 3252-nucleotide messenger RNA. RefSeq names its product bromo adjacent homology domain containing 1 (gene bahd1). The record is from RefSeq and is a predicted model, not a curated record. Gene Ontology annotation, molecular function: chromatin binding. Lineage: Eukaryota; Metazoa; Chordata; Chondrichthyes; Orectolobiformes; Hemiscylliidae. The coding region runs from base 1 to 2571 and encodes 856 amino acids. The transcript has 7 exons.
AUGGAGGCGAGGAGGAGAUAUGAGUCAACAUCGAAAAGUCGCAGUGGACACGUUAUGUGCAAUUAUGAAAUGUCCUGCCUCUUGAUAUCGUAUGAAAUGAACUGCACUGAUUGUAACAUAACCAGGUUAAACAGCACAACUAUGGGUAAGAUGAUGCUGGGACACAAUGGUGUCAGAGGCAGCAGGGACUAUGAAGAAAGAGUGGCCGAUGCUGAGAGCAAACAGGAGUACCAUCCCAAGCAUCGCAAGAUGUACCCGCUCCGGAAGCGCAUGCAUGCGCAGCCAGGCAAUUACUCUUCCCCAGGGGUUGUUCAGCAGAUAGAAGAAACACCAGUUGAUGGGGUGAGCUCUGCACAAGCUAUUGUUGAGCAAUGGGAUUACCAGAGUGACCAGGACCCACUUCAAGGGGAGACACUCCAGGCAGAGAGGAAUGAAGAUACUGGCAAAGAGAAUGCCAAGAUGGAUUCUGUGGCCUCACAUACUGCUGAGUCACGCCCACGAAGGCUGGCUAGUCUGAAUGCUGAGGCAGUUAACAAUCUGCUGCUGGAGCGCGAAGACUGCCCGUCAUCCAACAGACGGUGCCGAAAAGGUCCCAGUUGUGGCAUGGAGUGCACUGAAAACCGGGGAGACUGUAGGACUGGCUACCCAGCAAAAAGACGGAUAGGUAGCUCAAGUGGUUCGUUCGAUGGUGAUGUUUUCACCUGUGCAGAGAGUGAGCCAACACCUGCCAUGGGUGAAUGGGAGAGUGGGCUUGCUGAGCUACCAGGCAAGAAGCGCAUGGCCAGUCUCAACGCUGCUGCAUUCCUCAAGUUGAGCAACACCAGGGACGUUUCAGCUGGGCGGCGCAGCCGUACAGAUGGAGAGAAUAAACCAGGCAAGGUAAUGGGUAGGACACGACCAACCUGCUCGCACCCACUGGCUGGGCGCCGCUGUCCACGAGCCAAAAGGAAGGACUUCAGGAGUGAUACUGCGGCCAAACUUGGCUCUGGCACUGACUCAGGGGGUAAUGAAGGGCAGCACAAAGAGGAGUCAGCCAACAUUGGGCAGCAUUCUAUAUUGCCUGUUAAUGCAGAUGUUCCCUGCCCUUAUGUGGACAAGACCAAUGGAUAUUUCCAUCGGUUAUCAAUGCUCAUGGGAAGCCAAGCCAUGAUUCGGCCCAAGUACCAGACUCUGGAGGAGAACAGUGCUUCUGGUGCUGAAUUUACACAACCAGUGGCUCCAUUUCAAUCGCACACUUCAUUAACAUUGGACAACUUUGCAUCUGAUCCGGACCACUAUGAAUUUCUGCCUCCUGAAGUCUGCCUUGAUUCUCCAGUGGAUGACCUCUAUCUACACUACGAUCGAAGUGACCUGGUGCCCAUUGGCUGUAGUUCUACACAUGGCUGUCCCAUGUGCUCAACUGCUUUCUCCUGCUGCACGCCACCUGAUGAUGAAGGAAAUCUGCUCAUUUCGCAGAGUGCUCCGCCGUCGGGUAUGCUGUAUUCGCAUGCUCCUUGUGCGGCCAGCCUUUGCAUGGGGAAUACAACAACCGUGCACUGUAUGGGCAUGAAUGGCUAUGAUCUUUGCAGAGUGCUCCAUCCAUCCUUAAACAGGGAUGUGGUCAGGCGGACUUCAAUCUCUGACCAGACAAGCUGUCUCCACGAACUGGGGGCAAAAGCAGAUGUGUAUAGGUCCUUGAAACCGCUCAGUGUAACCAUCCCAGUUACAGGUCAUCCAGUGUCUCCAGCAAAUCCUGUCUCAGGCUGCCCUGUCCCCACAGCCCCUCCUGCUGCUGAGCCUGUUCCUCAUCUGCAGCGCCCUGGUUUGGACACACCAACAACAUCUCGACCUCAAACCUUGUCUGUGCUGAAACUGAGUAAGGAGUGUCCUCAGAGCUCCAAACCUCCCAAUAGCUCUAAAUCCAACCUCCGCAGCACAGCCAGUUCGCCAGCUCAGCAAAGUAAAGUGGGUGCAGGACAUGUGGAGAGCAAGCAACAGAGAAUCAGCAGACGAAGAGCCACGAACGGUUGGCUCCCUGUAGGGGAGCCCUAUGACAAACCUGUCUAUGUUGUGGGAGAAGUGGAGCUCCUGAUUCGUAAAUGCUAUCCUGCAGUUGAAAGGGAUGGUGAAGUGAUCAAGGUUCGGGACACUGUUUUAUUGAAGUCAGGACCCAGAAAGAAGUCCAUCCCUUAUGUUGCCAAGGUUUCUGCGCUCUGGGAGGACCCUGCAUCAGGGGAACUUAUGAUGAGCCUUUACUGGUACUACAGGCCUGAGCACAUCCAGGGAGGCAGAAAUCCAAGCAUUCACUGUGAGAAUGAGAUCUUCGCUUCUCGACAUCAGGAUGAGAAUAGCGUAGCCUGCAUUGAAGAGAAAUGCUAUGUUUUGACCUUCUCUGAGUACUGCCGGUUCUGUGCCUUGGCAAAAUGGCGAGAGGAGGGGGCUCCCGAUCACAGACUAGUGGUCCCUCCCUCCGAAGAGUACUCCACUCCUCCUCACCGCAAAGUCCCUGAAAACACGGACCCAGAUCUGGUUUUUAUUUGCAGACACGUGUACGACUUCCGCCACGGCCGAACUCUUAAAAACCCGCAAUAGUAUAGGACUUCCCGAAUUCCAUGGGAACUCAGGCUUAGAAAAGAACCAAUAUGAUAUCAGAAGAAUGCAUAUGAUGGAUAUUGACUGGAGUUAUGAUUCCACACAACUUUCCUGGUGGACAACGGACACACACUUCCUUUUGCCUUAUGUACAUAAAUUAGAGAAAUUUUUAAGAUCUGUUCAAUCACACUGACUGCAUACCAAAGGACAGUGACCAAUCUGAAAACUGGCUCCUGGAAAAUAGCGCUGGUUUCUGCACUAAUCAAUUUGAUAAUGUCAGCAUGACGCUCGAGCCACUUUUCUCAUGCUCGUUCUCCAUCACCACUAAUAACGGGUCCUGCUCCCAAGCGAGUGAUGACCCAUUUUGCGAAUUUUAAAAAUUAUAAACAGUAACAAAAAAAAAAUUGCACUUGUAUUCCAAACUGAUCUCUUUCUUAAAUAACCCUAGCCCGAUUUUCCAUUUUGGCAGACAAUGCCAGCACUUAAAAUGUUUACGUCUGAAUUGGGAUAACAUUCCAAAUUCGUUUUCUCUUCCCUCUUUUUUUUUGUUUUUAAUAUUAUUUCAAAGAUAAUUACUUGUUGGAAUUAAAUUUCAUAAAAAUUGUAUUGAGUUUUGAGAAAGAAAAUUUAAUAUAUGAUUUAAGUUUGAUAUGUUUGAAGAGACUGUGUUUUUUAAAAAAC